AUGGAUAUUGAAUUAGAUUAUAUUAUUAACCAUCCCUCAUCUCCUGAUUCCUCAGAAGAUUUUAUCUCUAUUUCAUCAGAUUCUGAAGAUGACAUUACGAUAAAUUCCUAUGACACCCAACCUAACUCUUCUGGCCUAGCCUUUCAUAGAACCAACAUUCUUCCACCACCCAAACCAAAUAUGGAGGAAUUAAUGUCUUUUUCUGAUGAACAUGCUUCUGCACCAACCUAUGAUAUUAUGAUUUCUUCUAGAAUUAAGAAGUCUUCUACUUCUGAUUUUACUGCUCUGCUUAAGACUCUCAUGAAGACUCUUGAUGAAAUCAAGCAAGAGAACACAGUUGUUAGAACGCGGAUGGAUAAACAGGAUGAUAUGUUUAAAGAGAAAGCUUAG
This is a messenger RNA of Vicia faba (fava bean), 390 nucleotides long. Lineage: Eukaryota; Viridiplantae; Streptophyta; Magnoliopsida; Fabales; Fabaceae. The record is from the annotation of a GenBank genome assembly.